AUGGAUUUUGCCUCAGCGGCAGCUAGAUUAGGUGCUCUUGCCCCUACUGCCACUUUUGGGUGGGAUUCGGAAGGUAGUAGUGGUGGUCUUCUUGUUUUAGGAUGGUCUAAUGCUGAAGUUGUUUGCUUGUAUUCCUCAAAAAAAUUUAUUUUGUGUAAGAUAAAUGAAUUAAAUGGCAGUUUGAAGUAUGUUUUGUUUUUUUAUGGCGAACCUCAAGUAGAUAAGAGAAGAAUUAUUUGGGAACAAUUGCAAUGGUUUUUAGAAGAAUUCAAAAACGUACUUGUUAUAGGGGAUUUUAAUCAAGUUGAAAGGGGAAGUGACAAACUAGGGGGCUCGAAUCGGAUUAGAGGAAUUGAGGCGUUUCUAGAUUGGAGGUUUAGUAGCAAUGUGACAGAAGUUCCGUUCUCGGGUCCGAAAUUCACUUGGAGCAACAAACGGGAAGGGGACGACCUUAUUCUAGAAAGGCUAGAUCGGGCCUACAUAACAGAGGAAUGGUUUGAUCACUCUCCGGAUGGGAAAAUUAAUCAUGAACCGAUAGUUUGCUCUGACCAUGUGGCAAUAACUUAUCAUGAGCAACCUAAAGCUUCGACUUCAAAUAGACCAUACCAAAUUGAAAAUUGGUGCUUGGCCUUCCCAGAAAUCAAAGAAAUAGUGGGGAAUCUAUGGAAGGAAGAGGUUCGGGGGUCUUUCAUGUUCCAGCUGUCAAGGAAGCUAGAUAAGCUAAGGUCAAAAAUGCAAUAUUGGUGCUUAGACAAUAAAAAGGUUUGGGGGAUCAACUGGAGGAAACUUACAAAGGAUCUCCGAAUUUCAGGGAUGAAUGUAAGCACUCUUCAUGAAGGGGAGGGAUACAUUCAGCAUAUUAACCUUCUUAUUCCGGAGAGUCUAUUGGGGUUUAGUUUUUGGAAGCAAAGAAUGAAGGCAAAUUGGAUUAGGUAUGGGGACUGCCCAACACCUACAAUGUAUAGGAAGGUGAAGCAAAGGCAGUUACAAAGUUUGAUUCUUACAUUAAGGAAUGAGGAGGAUAUGUGGGUGGAAGGGGAAAGAGGGGUAAAAGAUGUGAUUUUAUCCUCAAUCAAGGACAUUUACAAUCCGAUUACGAAUGAUAAUCACGGGGAAUAUAUAGAUCUCCUGCUUCGGCAACUUGCCAUACCUUGUCUUUCAGAAGAGGAGCGGGGUUGGCUUGACAGGGACUUCUCGGAAGAGGAGAUCAAGAAGGCUAUGUUUGAUAUGCAUUGCUCUAAAUCUCCCGGUCCAAACGGAUUUACGGUGGAUUUCUUCAAAGUUUAUUGGAAUGAGGUGGGACGGUUGGUGACUAAUAGUGUUAUGGAAUUCCUAAGGAUAGGGAAUAUGCUCAAGGAACGGAACCAGUCUUUGCCAGUGUUGAUACCAAAGGCUAAAGUUGGUCCUUCCAAGUCUGAUUACGGAAAAUCAGCAUGCCUUCAUCCCCGGAAGAGUGGAUUGGCUUUUUCUUCUAAAAGUUUUACAAGCUCAGGGGUUUUCAAGUCACUGGAUAAGGAUGAUAUUUCAGUGUAUCUCAACGAUGAUGCUAUGCUCUUCUUCAAGGCAAGUAAGGAGGCAUGUAUGUGUAUUUCUGACAUCCUCUUAAGGUUUGGUAAAGCUUCUGGCCAAAAGUUGAAUCUCCAAAAGUCUCUUAUUAAGUUCUCGCCGGAUGUUGAUAAUGAUAUGAAAGUUGCUAUAAAACAAAUACUUUCUAUGCCGGAAACUGAUAAUAUGGGGAUUAAUCUUGGAGCCCCAAUUGACAUUCAGGGGAAAAAUAGUACUCACUUCCAAUUUUUGGUUGAUAAGGUCACAGAGAAAAUCAUCUCUUGGUCUUCCUUAAGACUCUCUCAAUCAGCAAAAUUAAUUCUUAUCAACACGGUGCUGUUAAAGAUAAUCUGGCUAGAAGGGGAAUACAAGUGGACGCAAUCUGUGAUCAUUGCGGGAUGGAUCCAGCACUAUAUCCUGCUGUUUAAUAGCGAGGAUGGUAAGCAUAGCAAUCGUUGCACCGUGUUUAUUGCAACACUGUGGGGACUUUGGAAAUCUAGGAACGCUAGAUGUUUCAAGGGUUCUACAGAGACGAUAAGUUCAGUAAGGGAUUUUAUUAAUCUUGCCAUGAAUGAUCAUGAAAUUUUUAAUCUUCAAGCAAGCCCAACACCGGAUUUGGAGGUUUAUGACCGGGAAAAUCCGACUUUUCCUCCGGGGUUUUAUCACGUGGACCUGGGAAAGGAUAAAAGUGGUUAUGAUGAUUUCACUGUGGAAGUCGAUGGCUCCUGGGAUAAAAAGACUAGAAGGGUAGGGAUAAGUUGGGCAGUUAAGAGUAUUCAACAGGGCAAUGCAAUGGACGAGGGUGGAAAGCAUGGAGUGGCCGCUUCAGCCAUUCAAUGUGAAGCUUGGGCUUGCCUAGAGGCAAUGAAAUGGGCCCGAGCGAAAGGUAAACAAGGAAUUCUUGUUUUAUCUGACUCGAUUGGUCUUUUGACCAACUUACAAGGGAAUCAUGGUAAGGAUAUUUCGAUAUCUUGGUUACUUAAAGAGUUAAGAGUAUUGAAGGCAUCUUUUCAAAGGUGCACGAUUUUGAAGGUACAGCGUGAUCAAGUCCAAAAGGCGAACGACAUUGCUAGAAAAUGUCGGACUAAUCUUUUGACUUUGUUGUAG
Chenopodium quinoa (quinoa) is the source of this 2652-nucleotide messenger RNA. RefSeq lists its product as uncharacterized. The record is from RefSeq and is a predicted model, not a curated record. The transcript is spliced from 6 exons. Gene Ontology annotation, molecular function: RNA-DNA hybrid ribonuclease activity; nucleic acid binding. The coding region runs from base 1 to 2652 and encodes 883 amino acids. NCBI's taxonomy places the organism in Eukaryota, Viridiplantae, Streptophyta, Magnoliopsida, Caryophyllales, Amaranthaceae.